This is a messenger RNA of Guyanagaster necrorhizus, 432 nucleotides long. RefSeq lists its product as uncharacterized. The record is from RefSeq and is a predicted model, not a curated record. Lineage: Eukaryota; Fungi; Basidiomycota; Agaricomycetes; Agaricales; Physalacriaceae. The transcript has 3 exons. Bases 1 to 432 code for a protein of 143 amino acids.
AUGACACUCAAUCGUGAAUUCCAAAUUCUCGAAUCUGCGGAGUACAAAGAUCUAUCUGCCACGGUGGUCAAACCCUUCGAGCCUUUCACAUCUUCCGUUCCGAUCGCAGGCUGGGUUAUCGCAGCAGCAACGACGACGACGGGGAGACGAUGCCAUGAACAUCCACCAUCGACGAUCACCUACGAUCUCAUACAGGAUUUUGACAACCGGCCUGACAUUGAGCUUUGGGAAGAUUGGAUGUGGGAGGUCUGCACUUGGUUUGGGAAGGUGUCUAGCUACGACACAGAACUUGCUGCGUAUUGGCUUUUGCAUGGACUCCAAGGCCGAUACAUCCCGCGUCUUUUUGGUGUUGUUCGUCUUCAUAUUAUCCCCGACUCUAUUCCUCUUCAUCUCAUCACGGAUAUCGUCCAGGGGCUCGUUCUCGACAACUGA